UGUUUUUGUUCCCGCCCUCUGCAUCUCCAUCUCGACGACGUAACGCUGAGCAAGGUUUCUAGGCUGGAUCGAGGCUGCGGGAUCAUCGCUGCUGAGACGUUUAUGCUUGUCCUGAUUUAGGCAUCCUAUUGAAUAGUUGUUGACUUCUUAAUCUGUCUGUCUGUCUGUCCAAAAUGGGUUGCGCUGGAUUCACCUGCUCCAAGCACUCCCUGUGCGCGCUCAACAUCCUCUAUGUUAUGGUGAGCCUGCUGAUGAUUGCAAUCGCAGCAUGGGGGAAGUGGUUCGGUCUGGUCUCCAGUUUCCAGGUAGUGGGUGGCGUCAUUGGAGUUGGCGUCUUCCUCUUCUUUGUGGCUCUGGCCGGUCUCAUCGGUGCCGUGAAGCACCAUCAGGUCCUCCUCUUCUUUUACAUGAUCAUCCUGUUCAUGGUGUUUAUCGUGCAGUUCUCUGUUUCCAGUGCCUGUCUGGCUAUCAACAAAGAGCAACAGGAUCAUCUGCUGGAGGUGGGCUGGAAUAACUCCCGCAGCACUCAAAAAGACGUGGAGAAGACGCUCAACUGCUGCGGCUUCCGACAGGUUGACCUCAACGCCACCUGCCGCGCCGCUUGUUUCCCCAAUCACUCCUGUUUGCCGUGCGCCGAUAAGAUCCAGGAACACGCCGAUGAAGUCCUGCGUUUUGUAGGAGGGACUGGCCUCUUUUUCAGUUUUACUGAGAUUGUGGGCGUGUGGCUGACGUACCGCUACAGGAACCAGAAGGACCCCCGAGCAAACCCCAGUGCGUUCCUCUGAAAGCUGCUUCAGUCCCAUUUCGACCUUCUUGACCUGUAAAUAUGCGGCAAUGUGCUUUGAUUUUGAAAGAUGGUAACCACGGGAACUGAAAUGUCUCUUUCUGGAGAUUCUGCUUUUGUGUCUUAACACUGCUGUCACUCCACUCCAAUCCAUUUAGUUCAGAACGUUCUGCUGUUUCAUCGCAAAGU
This is a messenger RNA of Syngnathus acus (greater pipefish), 973 nucleotides long. RefSeq names its product tetraspanin 13b (gene tspan13b). The transcript is spliced from 6 exons. The record is from RefSeq and is a predicted model, not a curated record. Lineage: Eukaryota; Metazoa; Chordata; Actinopteri; Syngnathiformes; Syngnathidae. Bases 174 to 785 code for a protein of 203 amino acids. Gene Ontology annotation, cellular component: membrane.